Molecule: messenger RNA, 2298 nt
Organism: Sesamum indicum (sesame)
Lineage: Eukaryota; Viridiplantae; Streptophyta; Magnoliopsida; Lamiales; Pedaliaceae
Product: putative galacturonosyltransferase 9
Molecular function (GO): polygalacturonate 4-alpha-galacturonosyltransferase activity
Source: RefSeq, a predicted model, not a curated record
ACGGGUCGGGUCCCCGUAUCUUCGUCUUUGUUGCUUCCCUCCUCCUCAUAGAUAGAUACACUGUUCACACUCUCAGACUCAGAUCUCAUUUCUCUUUCUCUCUAUCUCCCUCUCUCUCUCUCUCUCUCAGACACACACAGUCACGCAGGAGUAAUACGCAUAAAUCUCAGUGUAUCUGUAGGCCUGUACGAAAGCAGACACACACAAGAGCUCCGACUCUCUCGGCAUUUCACAUUGUGUUUAUUCAUUUCAUAUCUAUAGUCUCAUAAAGUGGCUGAGGAUUGAUUAGUUUGUGCAUGUACCCACAUUAUUAACUAUUCACAGAUUUGUUCUGGGGUGAUCGUGAUGGCGGGGACGGUCCGUGGCGGCCGGGUUGGAAUUGGUGGCGGAUCGCCACUCCGAAGCUUCUUCAGCUACCGGAUCUUUGCUUCCGCCAUGUUCACGCUUCUUUUCCUCGCCACUCUCUCUGUCUUCUUUUCCUCUCACCCGUCUCAGGACGAUCCUGUUGUGGAGACCACGGGAAAUGCAUAUGUGCAUCGGAGUUUCCUAGCGUGGCAGUCAGACCCACCAAAGACUAGAUUAGAUUUGAUACAUAAUCAGGCAAAUAAUCAUAUUGCCUUAGUGAAUGCUUAUGGUGGAUAUGCGAGGAAGCUGAAGCUUGAGACGUCUAAGCUGCUUAAAAUGUUUGAUGAUUUGGCUAAAAAUUUCUCAGACCUUCAAUUGAAGCCGACCUAUCGCACUGCACUGUUUGAAUCGGGGGGACCGGUCGAUGAGGAUGUGCUGAGGCAAUUUGAGAAGGAGGUUAAGGAUAAAGUCAAGAUUGCUAGGAUAAUAAUUGCAGAGUCCAAGGAGUCCUAUGAUAAUCAGUUAAAGAUUCAGAAAUUGAAAGAUACAAUUUUUGCUGUUCAUGAGCUGCUUUUGAAGGCCAAGAAGAAUGGGGCUUUUGCCAGCUCAAUUGCAGCAAUAUCGACUCCCAAGAGUUUGCAUUGUCUUGCAAUGCGGCUUAUGGAGGAGAGAAUUGCACAUCCUGAAAAGUAUGAGGAUGAUGAGCCCAAGCCUGAGUUUGAGGAUCCAAAUUUAUACCAUUAUGCAAUUUUUUCAGAUAAUGUGAUUGCAAUAUCUGUGGUGGUAAACUCAGUCGUUAAGAAUGCUGAGGAGCCAUGGAAACAUGUUUUCCAUAUUGUUACCGAUAGGAUGAACUUUGCUGCUACUAAAGUUUGGUUUAAGAUGAGGCCAAUACAAGGAAGAGCCCAUAUUGAGAUCAAUGCCGUGGACAAUUUCAAGUUCUUAAAUUCCUCGUAUGCACCUGUGCUCAGGCAACUUGAAUCCUCAAAUUUGAAAAAGUUCUACUUUGAGACCAGGGCAGAGUAUGACACUAAAGAUGUGAACAACAUGAAAUUUAGAAAUCCCAAGUACUUAUCGAUGAUCAAUCACCUUCGGUUCUACUUGCCUGAACUGUACCCAAAGCUGAACAAGAUACUUUUUCUUGAUGAUGAUGUUGUGGUACAGAAGGAUUUGACUGCCUUGUGGAAAAUCGAUAUGGAUGGAAAUGUGAAUGCUGCGGUUGAGACCUGCUUUGGGUCAUUCCGUCGUUUUUCUGAAUAUUUAAACUUCUCUCACCCUCUCAUCAAGCAGAAGUUCAAUCCUAGGGCUUGUGCCUGGGCAUUUGGCAUGAAUAUGUUUGACCUUGAAGCUUGGCGACGGGAAAAAUGCACUGAGAAAUACCAUUAUUGGCAAAACUUGAAUGAGGAUCGCACCUUAUGGAAACUGGGGACCCUGCCCGCUGGGCUCGCGACAUUUUACUCAACAACCAAGUCACUGGAGAAAGCGUGGCAUGUGCUUGGGCUUGGAAUCAACCCAAGUAUCAGUAUGGAGGAAAUUGAUAAGGCUGCUGUCAUCCAUUUCAGCGGAGACAUGAAACCUUGGUUGGAUAUCGCUUUGAACGGCUAUAAGCAUCUAUGGACAAAGUACGUCGACAAUGAGAUGGAGUUUCUGCAGAUGUGCAAUUUUGGCAUGUAAAGGUGCAUAGCAAUCCCAGUUUAUGGUGCGUAGCAAUGAACUCAAGCAAAGUUCUUUCAGCCUCCCUAUAGUCAUUGGUUACAAGUUUUAACUUUCAGAUUGACUGUUCUAAUUGUUACUUCCUCCACAAAAAUUUUGUUACUGUCAUUCUUUCUUACUAUGGGCUGAACUAAAAAGCCAAGACUCAUCGGUACACCCAUGAAACAUAUUCGUUGUAUAAACUUAUAUAAUAUCAACUCAUCUGAACUAUAAGAUGUUGAGUUCAGACCUUUGCAGCCA